AUGGCCUGUAGAAAUGUUGUAUUGGAGGCAGUGAAUCAAAAUGGACAACUUUAUAUUGAUCAUGCGAGAGGUUCCUUUCCUUCAUGGUUGUUAGAUAAGGAAAUAUUAAAGAGGGCCCUCUCAAUGUCUGGAGCAAUGAUUCACUAUGGAGAUCCGAGUAUUGCCUAUGAUGAAGAUGUGAUUGAGGUUGCAAUGGAAAAAACUGGAUUUACUUUGCAUAAUCUUCCCUCAAAGUAUUUGGAAAAUAAGGAAUUUAUAUUGAGAGUUUUAAAAGUCAAUCCAUUCAAUAUUUACUUUAUUGGAAAUGAGUUGGAAUAUGAUGAGGAUGUUAUUACUGCUGCUGCAAAGGGAGAUAUUAAUUAUUUAGAUGAAUCGAAACUGGUGGAUAAGAAACUGGCCAGAUUAUUCAUCAGUUGGAAUGGACUCAAUUUGAAAGUAUUUUCAAAAUUUCAGAAUGAUUUAGACAUUGUUCAAAUUGCUGUUACACAAAAUGGAUUGGCUCUGAAUUUUUGCUCUAGAGAUGUACCUUACUCUAUUGUUAAAAUUGCAGUGAAGCAAAAUGGGCUUGCACUGGAGUUUGCGAAUGAAGUAAUGAGAGAUCAAAGUGAAAUUGUGCUAUUGGCUGUAAAGCAGAAUGGUUUGGCUCUUCAAUAUGCAUCUAUACGAUUGAGGUCUGAUAAGAAUAUUGUAAAACAAGCAUUAUCUCAAAAUCCCCUAGCUAUUGAACAUGUAAUUAAUGUUUGUUGGGAAAUCAAGUUAUUACAAGAACAAUUAAUUUCUUCAAUGACCGAAGAUUUAAUAUUGGAAACUAUUGUCAAAUCAGAGUAUAUCAAACAUUUACCAAAUCAUCUGCUGAACGAUAUCGAGUUUGCUGAAAAAGCACUCAAAGUGAACCCGAAAGUCUAUCACUUUCUUUCACAUCAUUUAAAGACAAAUAAGAAUCUAAUAAUCAAGACUUUAUCAGAAGAUAUUACCAUUGAUAUACUUCCCUCAAUGUUGGAGGAUGAAGAAUUCCUUCUUGAAUGUCUCAAACAUUCAAAAACAUUCGGUAGUCAACACAAACUCACAAACAGUCAACUAUCUGAUAGAGACUAUAUAAAAAGGGCACUAGUAGCAAAUCCUAGUCUAAUACGAAACAAUAACGAUAUUAGACAUUUGUACAUUACGGAUGAGUCAAUGCUUUUGUUCACACUAAAACAGCGUUCUGGUAUGGCAGCAGAGUUUGUAAAUUAUAUUUCAAAAAGCAAAGAUAUAGCAAUUGAAUUAGCACGACAUGCAGGGCUAUUUUGUGAGAUUGGUCACCCAGCUAUUCCCUAUGAAGAAGCUCUCAAAGAAAGACUAUCUUUCGAAUAUGAUAACGUGUUCUUGACAAGAAAUAAUAUUGAGAGUGGUGGUUAA
Molecule: messenger RNA, 1398 nt
Organism: Naegleria gruberi
Lineage: Eukaryota; Heterolobosea; Eutetramitea; Acrasida; Naegleriidae
Exons: 1
Coding region: 1-1398 (465 amino acids)
Source: RefSeq, a predicted model, not a curated record